Varanus komodoensis (Komodo dragon) is the source of this 1356-nucleotide messenger RNA. RefSeq names its product gamma-aminobutyric acid type A receptor subunit pi (gene GABRP). Gene Ontology annotation, molecular function: GABA-A receptor activity; neurotransmitter receptor activity; extracellular ligand-gated monoatomic ion channel activity. Gene Ontology annotation, cellular component: GABA-A receptor complex; synapse; membrane. Bases 1 to 1329 code for a protein of 442 amino acids. The record is from RefSeq and is a predicted model, not a curated record. The transcript has 9 exons. Lineage: Eukaryota; Metazoa; Chordata; Lepidosauria; Squamata; Varanidae. Gene Ontology annotation, biological process: nervous system process; signal transduction; monoatomic ion transmembrane transport.
AUGUGUCGCCAUUAUUAUUUCUCCACACAUGUGUGGCUUUUUCUUCUGUGUCAAGGAAAGUGCGUCUUGGGUCACAAAGCUGACACGUCGGAUUAUCAGGUCAGACAGUCCCUCCCAGGAUUUGGGAACCUCACCCAGGGAUACAACAAAUAUCUCAGGCCAAAUUUUGGUGGACAGCCUGUGGUGAUUUCAAUGAGCCUUGAUGUUGCAAGUAUUUCCAGCAUUUCUGAGAGUGAUAUGGACUACACAGCAACAAUAUAUUUGCGGCAACACUGGACAGAUCCCCGUUUGGUUUUUCUGGGGAACAAAAGUUUUACUCUGGAUGCCCGGCUGGUGAAGUACCUGUGGGUGCCUGACACAUACAUUGUGGAGUCAAAAAGGUCUUUCUUACAUGAGGUCACAGUAGAGAAUCGGCUUAUACGGUUGUUCUCCAAUGGCACAGUUUUGUACGCCUUGAGAAUCACGACUACUGUUGCAUGUAACAUGGACUUAUCAAAAUAUCCUCUGGAUACACAGACGUGUAAACUGCAAAUGGAAAGCUGGGGAUAUGAUGAGAACGAUGUGCUGUACACAUGGCUGAGGGGAAAUGAUUCUGUCCAUGGUCUUGACAACUUGCAACUCUCCCAGUAUAGAGUGGAGCAUUUUUACACCCAUAUAACAACGUCACAUCAGGAAACAGGCAAUUACUCAAGACUGAUACUGCAGUUUGAGCUCAAAAGGAACAUGCUUUAUUUCAUUCUGGAGACUUACAUGCCAUCCUCCCUGCUUGUCAUUCUGUCUUGGGUUUCUUUCUGGAUCACGCUGGAUUCAGUUCCUGCAAGAACGUGUAUUGGAGUAACAACUGUGUUAUCAAUGACGACUCUGAUGAUGGGCUCACGGAGCUCCGUAACCAAGACCAACAGUUUCAUAAAAGCUAUUGAUAUUUACCUGGGCAUCUGCUUCAGCUUUGUCUUUGGUGCUUUGGUGGAAUAUGUAGUUGCACACUACAUUGCCUCUCAAAAAUGUGUGGCUAAUGAGACUCCAAAGGCUUCCACAAAUGAUGUUGCCAGAGAAACUGAAGAUAUCACCAUCACUAACAUCUUGACUACUUCCAUCACCAGCAACAGUCAAAAGAUAAACUUUGCCACUUUUGAUAAGGUCACCUAUGGUGGCUUAGCCAUGACCCCAAAGGACAAAAUUCGGUUUAUCUUGAGAAACAAAAUAAACAAAAUUAUCAGUUAUUUCACAAUUCAAAAUCCAAGCAAUAUUGACCACUAUUCAAAAUUGCUAUUUCCUUUCUUUUUUGCAUUAGUCAAUGUAUUGUACUGGGCUUAUUACUUAGUUUUUUAGGAAAGUGGAGCUUCCUCAUAGCAUGGG